AUGCUGGUGGAGUUUGGUGUUAACAAUAGUAGGUCGAAGACACAAGCUCGAUAUGCUAUUAUUACCUCCUCUCAGGAUGACCUUCUGCUGAUCAGCUCAUUAAUUUACUACAGCACGACAAGACCACAAGUUCGCUUUGGCAGCUUUUACAUCAACAAAGUAAUGCCCCCAAUGACCGCCUCUGAUCGCUCAGAGAAGAAGAGCGUCGCAGGCCCGAUUUCUCGACUAGUCAUACGUACCCUACAAUGUAUAUUCGCCAUUGUUGUGGCGGUCUUGUACGGCCUCGAUCUCCAACAUGCGACAGAUCACAAUGUUAGAGCUGGCUCAGCUUGGAUCUAUGCUGAGCUUGUGGCCGGGGUAUCCAUGAUUAUUUGCAUUGUGGACUUGCUUUUCACGACUGCUGGCUGGUACUGGUGUCUGCUCGAUGGUCUUGUCUUUGUGCUAUGGGUUGCGCAGUUUGGGACAUUUGCCUCAAUUUACCUGGGCACAGGAGACCCAGUAAAGGACCGAGAAUUUGAAAGAUUAGUGUCUGGUGGUAGGAUGCGGGCAGCUGUAUGGAUUAAUCUUGGUGUUGUGGUCAUCGGAGGAAGCCACAACAAAAGGUAG
Messenger RNA from Fusarium oxysporum Fo47, 606 nucleotides. RefSeq lists its product as uncharacterized. The record is from RefSeq and is a predicted model, not a curated record. NCBI's taxonomy places the organism in Eukaryota, Fungi, Ascomycota, Sordariomycetes, Hypocreales, Nectriaceae. The transcript has 3 exons. The coding region runs from base 1 to 606 and encodes 201 amino acids.